This is a messenger RNA of Fragaria vesca subsp. vesca, 1177 nucleotides long. RefSeq names its product transcription factor UNE12-like. Gene Ontology annotation, molecular function: protein dimerization activity; RNA polymerase II cis-regulatory region sequence-specific DNA binding; DNA-binding transcription factor activity, RNA polymerase II-specific. NCBI's taxonomy places the organism in Eukaryota, Viridiplantae, Streptophyta, Magnoliopsida, Rosales, Rosaceae. The transcript has 7 exons. The record is from RefSeq and is a predicted model, not a curated record. The coding region runs from base 75 to 965 and encodes 296 amino acids. Gene Ontology annotation, cellular component: nucleus. Gene Ontology annotation, biological process: regulation of transcription by RNA polymerase II.
CCCUCUUCACUCCCAAGUCCGAAGCCGAAGCCUUGUCUCACAAAAAGGCAGAAGUUGUUUCUCCUUGGGUUCAUAUGGAAAGAGAGAGAAGCCACAACAACCCCUUGCAGUUGAUGUCUUUGAACUUUGGUGCGAGUAACACGCCACAAGAUGAUCAGAACCAAAAGAUGAUCAUGGGAACUGGAAGCAGUGAGAACCAAAAUGAUCCAUUUGCAGUACCUUGGAUGGUUCAGUCCUCAAUGCCGGCUCAAAAUUGUGUCAACUUUCUAGCAGAAAGUUCGGCAUAUCUGCCAAAAUCUCCUUAUGAAGACAUGCUGGAGAGGAUUUCAUUGUCUGUUAAUGGCAUACAUGCUGCUGAUGGUGGGGUAUCUGAAUUCCAAAGAGAUUUGUUAUAUGGCAGCAGUCUUGGAAAAGCUUCUGGUUCUAAAUCAAUUGAUUUCUCUAUGGACAUGGAUCCCUGGAAGCAUCAUACUUCAUGGACAGAUACUAUCACUGGGGCUAGUUUUGAUGAUGUUUCUCAAGUUGAUCAAAAGUUAACAUUGGCUGCACCUGGUUUUCCUUCACGGCCACGUCAAAGUGCUAAAGGACAGAAAACUCUUGUAACUGAUCGUCAGGCUCGCAGAAUCCGAAUUGCUGAAAGACUCACUGAGCUGGAAAAACUGCUUCCACAUUCUGUAGAGGGUGGUCAAGAGUUUGUACUGGAUGAUGUCAUUGACCAUAUCAAGUUUUUGCAGCUUCAAAUAAAGGAUCUAAGUAGAAGCAGAUUGGGAGGUGAAGCAGUUGCUGAACCUAUGAUUUUCCGCGAGGGAUAUGGUCACUACUUCUUACACCAGCAGAUGCUGAGUGAACCUCUUGAAGAGAUGAUCGGAAAGUUGCUGGAGACAAAUCCGGUGGCAGCAGACCAGCUGUUAAGGGACAAGGGUCUCUCUUUGGUGCCUCUGGGAUGGACUACGAAGUUAUUCUGAGCCACAUAGAUGCUUGGUGGACUCAUUCGCAUAUUUUAGUUCUGGUUUUGUCAUAUAUUUACUUAAUGUUCAUGGUUUCCACCAGUUAAUUUCUUGAACAAUCUCAGCUUCUAACCUUUAGGGAAAUCAUUUACUUGGUUUGCUAUUCGGAGUUUUUAGUCUUUGACAAUCGGCACUUUUGAUUAUAUUACUGCAAGCGACUCCUUACUAUC